CAACAGUCAUGGAAGACCUUAUCUCUCUUCGAAAGCAUCAAUGGAGAAUUUUCCUCAAAAACAGUAGUCUCAUAAACUGUACUGUAAACCCUCGUAAUUUGCUUCCUCAGGAGGACCCUGCUAAUCCUGAACUGAUAAAGAAAUAAGAUGCUGUAUUAUGAUAUUUCCUUGUCAAAAUGAAAUUACAUCGAGCUUCCUGAAAACCUGAUGUACUUCGUAGACUAUAGGCUGUACCUCCAGUACAAUUGUACGCUGUUUGAUAAAUAAGAAGAAGGAGUUCUUUGGUAGGACAUUGCUCACAUCAAGAGAGAAUUAUUGUGAAACUUUUGAUUAUAAGGAGAAACUAUAUUUUAGGACAACAUGUAGUGAAAGAAUUCUCUUUCAUCUCUAUGAAGUUGAUAUUGAGGACACUAUUUUAGUUGUUGAGGCAAUACUUAAUUGCAAUGAGUUAGAAGAAAAACGUUUUUCAAUAGGUUUCUUCAUGAUAGACCUCGUUAACUUUGGUAAUAAGAUUGAAAUAAUUAAUGAGUCCCCCAGAAUUCUUCUUGAUAAGGAGGGUGAAUAUUAUCUAAAAAGAAAGACUCAUGGAGUUUCUGAUUUGUUGUAUUCAAUAGAUACAAAGCAAAAUAUGGGUUUAAUCAACAACAUUGUUGGGCCAAAUACAAUUUACUGAAUGAGAGAACUUAUGAAAUAUAUUGAUCCUAAAUGAAGAAGCAAAGAACCAGACACAAUGGUAGUUGAUGAGAUUAAGGAACUCCAAAAAUGCAAACUCAUCCUUGCCAAUAUUAACAUGAUUAUUACCCAGGAUAUCACCAGAGAGCCUAUUAAGAGAAUUGAGCUGAUAGAGCUCAAUGAUUACCUUUACAAGCAAGGGAAAAUUGACUGAGAUGGUCAAAUUAUUCAACCUAAGAAUAAAAAGAAGAACCAAAAAGAUCAAUUUCCUGAACAUUAUGAAGUCCGUACUGUUGAAUUCAGGGCAACGAUAAAGCUUAAUUAUACAAACAAUCUAACCGUUGAGCCUGAGUAUGAAACAUGGAAGGAUACCCAUGAGUACCAGGUACCUUUAGAAAAAGUGUUCCUAAGAAGAACAAAUAAAGUUUAUCAUAAAUUCAAAUCGACCAAGAUGGUUGAUAUCGAUAAGUUUCAGCCUCACAACCUCUCUGCCUUGGUUCUCUGCUUUGAACAAGUGGUUGUUAUUGAAAGAGUUGUUGAUGAGCCUGAAAAGACGCUAGAUGAGAAUAUCAAGGAGACUAUCACUCGUGUAGUCAACAUUGCUACUCUUCCUUACAUCCCUAUUGUCCAAAGCGAGGAGAGAGAAGGUGAAGAUGAAGAUGGCCUUCCCUUCAAAAAUAUAGUCUACACACUUCGAAUGGUUAAUAUUGAUUAUGAAAUGGAGAUCAACCCCAAGCUUGUGCAAGCAGAUGAGAAAUUCGCAGAUGAUCUAGGUAUAUUCUGCAUCGGAACUCUUUGUCAAAAUAUUGAUGGAGAAGCCAUCAAAGAGGAUGAAGAUCUUUAUGAAAGAGAGCUCCGAAUGCUCAACUACAUAAUUCCUCCAGUCAUUGAUGAAGAAGAGAGAAGAUUUAGGGCCAGACAGACCAUGACCAGAAAAAGAAAAGCAAGAAAAGCUGACAAGGAAGAAAUGAAGAAAAAACGAAAGAGAGAUAAAGAAAUUGAGGAAAGAAACUAUGAUAGACUUAGAAUGGGAGGGCUCAGAAAUAGAUCUCAUAUCAGUAGGCAUAGUAAGAGGAGAUCCAGAGAUGUUACAAAAGAUAGCUUAAGCCCUUCUAGGAGACGUGAUAGUAGGUCUUCAAGAGGAAGCAGAGCGACUAGAGGGGAAAGCCCAAAAGUUGUAAUUAAGAAAGAAAAAAAAUACUACAGGCAACCAGUAGAUGCAGCCAUUUACUUCAAUAAAGAUCAAGACUUCUUAGAUAAGCUUGGAGUCCCAUAUGAGUACCUCUGGGGAUUAAGCAAGAGAAACAAAAGAGUCAGCCUUGGACUUAAAAGCCGUCACCACAUUAUCUCAGGGUAA
Molecule: messenger RNA, 2029 nt
Organism: Moneuplotes crassus
Lineage: Eukaryota; Ciliophora; Spirotrichea; Euplotida; Euplotidae
Source: the annotation of a GenBank genome assembly